Messenger RNA from Amoebophrya sp. A25, 988 nucleotides. NCBI's taxonomy places the organism in Eukaryota, Dinophyceae, Syndiniales, Amoebophryaceae. The record is from the annotation of a GenBank genome assembly.
CAAGGGGAUCAUCGGUAAUAUUGCCCGAAGAGUGUGCGAGUUGGCACUAGAAACACGACCGGGCGGACGACCUGGAUCCGGUAUUUCAGCUGCGGAUCCGCCUCGUCUUGGUGGUGAGGGUGAUGAACCUCGCAACGGGAAUCUCGUACCGGUGAUGAGCAGGAGGACCUUGCAUGCGGCGAAUCGUCCGACAGAGCAGACGAGUGCGUGUUGUAGUUUUCUAUCUCAGCAGAGCUCCUGCAGCGACUGCUCGUCGUAAAAUUAGGUUGUUAGUUACCCUUUUCUCUCUUAUAUCUUCCUCUGGUCUGUCUUUUUUCUAGUUAGGUCGGCUCCACCACAAUUUAUUACGAGAUAAUGGCUUUGUGGUGGUGAUGUAGCAAAAGCAAAUGAAGAAAAUAGGAUAUGUUGGAAUUGUAUUUUUGGAGGCUUUGAUUCGUUCUGAUUGAUUCCCUUUUUUGAUUGAUUACAUACUGCCUGAUGUACUUCCAACGCAACACCCGCGCUCAGACAUGCGCUGGCUCCUGAGCACUAGCUUUAGAACUCCUUGCCUGAGUGAACAAGACCACGAAGAAAUUUCCGAAAAAACACUCCACGAAAAACAGCCACUGUGGCCUCCUCGUCCGCGCAGGAUGCCACUUAAUAGUUGCAUAGCACGAAGCACCUCGCAUGAAGUACUUAUGAAAUGAAUUAUCUGAAACUGCACACGACACGAUAAGAACUCCCCCCUACGCCGGUAACUACGCGGAAAGUACGCAGGUAGGGUUUGACUUAUCGGAACUCGCUCGCGAUACAAAAAAAAAAAGAAACUCGCAGUAAUUGAAAUGAAGGCAACAUAAUAAGCUACAGAGAAGUGUACUCGAGAUUGAGUUUGCGAGCAGUUGAAAGAUUUGUAGUAACGCUAAAAACUACCAAAUAUAUUUAUAAGUGACUCCGAAUUCUCGAUCAAGUAAAUCGAUGUAGCAGCUCUUGAUGUUCAUACUUAGUGGAG